This is a messenger RNA of Klebsormidium nitens, 585 nucleotides long. Lineage: Eukaryota; Viridiplantae; Streptophyta; Klebsormidiophyceae; Klebsormidiales; Klebsormidiaceae. The record is from the annotation of a GenBank genome assembly.
AUGGAAUCUGCGAAACGAAGCUUUCGGGUGAUUGCUGCCUACGACGCGAAGGGGAAUGAUGUUCUUGCUCUGCUGAAGAAUACGCGACUUGAGAUCGACGCGAAGAAGGGGCGCGUCUGUCAAGCGGGGGCCCGAGCUGGUUCUCAACUAUUUCGGACACAGAAAUGUCAAGGGAAAAAGGUUUCUCUUCCACAGAAUGUAGUUGUCCUCAUACAAGAGACUACAAGAGGUUCAACGAACAAGAAGUACGGGUACUCGGUCGAGAUCGGUCCGUUGCUCCUGGAGUCACUACCUCAAGCGGCGUUCCAGACGGGUCUCUACAUCGUCGGCAGCUCGAGGGCGACCCGCAUCUACAUUGACGAGCGCAUAUUCGUGCAGUCUAUCGUAGUCUCGCUGCUUAGUCUGUCAAUGCAAUACUGCACUCUGCUCUGGGAGGCGGUGUACGAGGGCAAGAGGUUGUCGAGGGUGUUUCUGGACCGGUUCCAUAGCGCAGGGCAGCCGAUUCUCGUGAUAGCAAAGUCUACGCCGAAUGUGGAUAAGGAGGAAAUGGGAGAGGUCAGUCUGAAGUCGGAUAUGACGAUUUAG